Molecule: messenger RNA, 991 nt
Organism: Quercus robur (English oak)
Lineage: Eukaryota; Viridiplantae; Streptophyta; Magnoliopsida; Fagales; Fagaceae
Product: 21 kDa protein-like
Exons: 1
Coding region: 55-660 (201 amino acids)
Biological process (GO): negative regulation of catalytic activity
Molecular function (GO): enzyme inhibitor activity
Source: RefSeq, a predicted model, not a curated record
UGCAUCCAUUACCCCUACAAAUUUCUUGCCUCCACACUUGAGAGAGAGAGAGAGAUGGAGAGCUUAUCUUCCAAACAAUUCUUUGCAUCUCUUUUCAUAUUGCUUGCCAUUAGUUCCUACAUAAACUCAAGCUUAGCUGCUACACCUACACCUAACAAGGUUAGCACUGAGUUCAUUAAAACAUCUUGUAACUCAACAACCUACAAAAAGCUUUGCUUUACCUCUCUCUCAACCUAUGCAAAUUUAAUCCAAACAAGCCCUGAGCUUCUUGCCAUGACAGCCAUCAAUGUAACUCUAUCAUCAGCUAAAUCAACCUCUACCAUGAUGGUAAAUCUCUCUAAAAGCCAGGGGAUUAGUCCUAAAGUGGUUGCGGCAAUGAAGGACUGUGUGGAGGAGCUUAGUGAUUCAGUCUACGAGCUGAAAAAGUCUAUAGGUGAGAUGAAAAACAAUAAGGGCUCUAACUUUCAGCUUAUGAUAAAUGACAUUCAAACUUGGGUUAGUGCUGCUUUGACUGAUGAGACUACGUGCUCUGAUGGGUUUCAAGGAAAAGCCAUGAAUGGGAACGUGAAGACCCUUGCGAGGGCUGGGAUUGUGAAUGUUGCGCAUUUGACCAGCAAUGCCUUGGCUUUGAUUAAUCGAUAUGCCUCUCUUUAUGGUUAAUUAGCUUACUUUUAAGUGAGAUUAAUUAUACCAUAUUAAUUUUGUAUAAGAAAAUAAGAAAAAGAAAAACACAAAAAUGUAGAUGCCUAUGUAAUAUCAUAUUUGGUGUGGUACCCAUGUAUGUGGUAGUAGUUGUGUAAUAUUAUAUUUGGUGUGGUACCCAUGUAUGUGGUAGUAGUUGAUGCAUGGUGUAAGUAGUGAUUUGUGAUGCCACAUAGAGAAUCCAUGUGGCUAUUAAGGAUCGAUUGAGCUACGAGCUUGACAUUAUUGGUGUUAGCAAGUUGUAAAGUGUAACUGUUGCUAUUGUAAAAUGCAAAAUUUACGUUCUCUA